AUGGGUUCUGGAGAUUCUUUUAUAACUUCCCCACAAGCUUCCCGGACCACCUCUGCGCAUUGGACCGCUUCGUACUCCAACCCCCUCGUUGUCGAGAUGGACUCGCAGAAAGAGAACGCGGUAUCGAGCGUGGGAGAGGGCUACCAGCGUCUAUCUGCUGACGACGAAUCAUCUUGGCCCCCACUACUAGGUCUUCCAGUCGACAUCCUGGUGAUAAUAUACGCACAGCUACCUCUUGCCUCCAAGGCCUGUCUUGCAGUUACCUGCAAGUCUUUCUAUAGACUGUUCUCUUCCGUCCUUGACAAAGAGUCUCUCGCCUGGCCUCGACUGCUAGCUCUACAAGCACGCGAUACAAGCUUGCUUGAACCCCAGCCAGACCAUCCAAGAAACGAGCUCCUGAUCCAACUUGAGGACGGUCAUUGGCUGUACUGCUCCUCGUGUCUCAAGCUUCACCCAACGACCCGCUUCCUCCCCCACUCCAAAUCCACGCGUCCAAUACUUCGAUACUGCGGCACGAAACCGUGGGGCAUUGUCGACCUAUGCGCCUGUCUCGCUCUGACCGCUGCCGAUGGCAGUCGGCUAGUCAAAUGGCUACAGACUGGAGCCUGUCCAACUCUUCACCGAAGCAUCCGCGAGUCCUUUCGAAUUCAAGAUUACCACGGCAGACGACUGCUCCUGCACACAUGCUCAGUCACCGGACACUCGGACGCAUUCAUCGGUCUCGUGAUGGAGGUGACGCUCGACCGGUUCGAUAGCUUGGUAGUGACCACCAGAUACCAUGUCCGCUGGGCGACACCGCACAGACUUCCGAUCGAAGAGACCUCCCUGGUGAUCCACCAGAACGACGAGCGGGCAUCCUACAAUGCCCCGCCCGUAAUGCUCUGUCCACAUCUUCACGCCCUCGGUUGGGUAUACAGGCACUUUAUUGAGUCGUGGGAUUGCUGCUUCAGUUGUGGCACGGUCCCAUAUCUACUUGGUUGUACCGGUGAUGGCCUCUACUGGGUCGUGCAAGGUGUACGGAAUCUAGGCGGGUUCGAUCGGUGGUUUAGAAAAUCUCGGAUACCAUACAAUGCAAUGUUGACGAGAUGGUAUCCUUCUGAAGAUUGGUAUUAA
Aspergillus calidoustus is the source of this 1113-nucleotide messenger RNA. Lineage: Eukaryota; Fungi; Ascomycota; Eurotiomycetes; Eurotiales; Aspergillaceae. The record is from the annotation of a GenBank genome assembly.